Miscanthus lutarioriparius is the source of this 381-nucleotide messenger RNA. Lineage: Eukaryota; Viridiplantae; Streptophyta; Magnoliopsida; Poales; Poaceae. The record is from the annotation of a GenBank genome assembly.
AUGUCGUCCUCGACGACGGCGGCGCCACUCUUCCCCGCCGGCGGCACGCGCCCGCUGCAGCAGCAGGCGCCGUCGCUGGCCGCCGGCGACGGCGGGGGCGGCGGGUCGUACACGCCGGUGUUCGUGGUGCUGGGAGUGAUCGCGGCGCUGCUGGUGAUCUCCUGCCUCGUGGGGCAGGUCUGCACCAAGAAGUACAUGCGGCCCCGCCCGCGCAGGGACCGCGUCGCCUACUACGACGACGACGGCAUGGAAGGCGGGUUCGGCCUGCCUCACCACGGCGGCAUUGCCAAGAUGGAGGCGUCCGCGCCGCCGGCGUCGUCGGUGGAGACGCGGGCGGCCGGUGGCGCCGCAGCCGCCGUGCAACAGACUGCCGCGGCGUGA